Molecule: messenger RNA, 1620 nt
Organism: Aspergillus aculeatus ATCC 16872
Lineage: Eukaryota; Fungi; Ascomycota; Eurotiomycetes; Eurotiales; Aspergillaceae
Product: arylsulfotransferase family protein
Exons: 3
Coding region: 1-1620 (539 amino acids)
Source: RefSeq, a predicted model, not a curated record
AUGACUCGGCCUCAGAUCGUCCUUCUCACCCUGGUUAGCCAGCUGGCUAGCCUGGCAACUGCAGACUGGCAGUAUAGAUCACGGCCAGACCUAUCUCCUCCCAAGUUGAACGUCACUGUUCCCGCGGCCGCCUCUACGGCUCCCGGCUACAUCUUUACCGCGCCGUACUUAGGGUUCGAUGCGGGCAGUACCGGCCCCGAGCAGCCGGGCGCGUACAUCUUCACCAACGAUGGCGAUCUGGUCUGGUCGGCCACUGGCUAUCUAGCCGGGUGGGUGGCAGACUUUAGUCCUACCGUGGUCGAUGGAAGGCUCGUCCUGCGCGCCUUUCAGGGGAGACUCGAUGCCCCGCACGGACGCAUGUACGGUGAUCAUGUCAUCCUGGACGACCAUUACGAAGCCAUCAAAACGGUCCGGGCAGGAUCGCAUCGACUGGUCUCGUGCCAUGAGUUCCAGAUACUAGAGGGAGAGACUGUUCUGAUUGAAACGCCGGUCUCAAUCCCCACCGAUCUCUCACCCUACGGGGGCGAUGAGAAUCAGACGUGGGUAGUGACGAAUGGGUUUCAAGAGCUCGAUAUUCAAACCGGUCAAGUCCUCUUUGAAUGGUACAGCUACGACCACGUUAGUCCCAAAUACACCCAUUUCCCCCUAGAAGAGACCGGCCCAUUUGGCGGACGCUCCUCCUUUGACGCCUGGAACUACUUCCACAUCAACAGCGUCGACAAGGACGACGAGGGCAACUACCUGAUCUCCGCGCGCAACUACGCGGCCAUCUUCAAGAUCAACGGCACGGACGGCGAGAUCAUCUGGCAGCUGGGCGGGCGCGCAGGCUCCGGCUUUGAGAUCCCUGACAGUGUGCAAUUCGCCCACCAGCACGACGCGCGCUUCCGGUACCGCUCCGCCGACGGCACCAUCGAGCAUAUCUCCUUUUUCGACAACGCGAUGCACACCGUCCCCGGCCAUGCUCUGAACCCGUUCUCCCGGGCGCGCAUUGUGGAACUCAACCACACCGCCAGCACGGCGUCCGAAGUGCGUACCUACACUCCCCCGGACGCGCUGGCCACCAAAUCCCAGGGCAACGUGCAGCUGCUGGCCAAUGGAAACGUCUUCGUCAACUGGGGCCAGGCGGGUGCGGUGACUGAGUAUGCCGAGGACGGGGAGGUGCUCUUCCAUGCGUUCCUGGACUCGGAGCCGUCGAAGAACGUGCAGAGCUACCGCGGAUUCCGCGCGGAGUGGACCGGCUUCUCGCCCGAGGAGCCCGCGGUGCUGGCGGUGCGCAGCCAGCAGGAUAGAUUGACGGUGUAUGUGUCCUGGAAUGGCGAUACCGAGACACGCACGUGGCAAUUCUAUUUGGUCUCGCAGGAGAAAAAUGUUCAGGUUGUCACGUCGAUCGGAAAGGCGAAGCGGACGGGAUUCGAGACUGUCUUCACGUCGCAGGUCGCGACUUCUGUGGUCGGGGAGGACUCGGUGCGUGUUCUGGCUGAGGCCUUGGACUCCAGAGGCCGGUCGCUUGGAAGGAGUAGCGCGAUCAAGCUGCAGGAUGAUGCGUUUUAUCCUUGGGAGUCUGCGAAUGCUGGUAGCAAUGGUCAGUAUGCGAGCGACCAGAUUAUACUCGAAUUGUGA